This is a messenger RNA of Silurus meridionalis, 3736 nucleotides long. It is a transcript of the gene naa15a, whose product is annotated as N-alpha-acetyltransferase 15, NatA auxiliary subunit a. NCBI's taxonomy places the organism in Eukaryota, Metazoa, Chordata, Actinopteri, Siluriformes, Siluridae. Gene Ontology annotation, molecular function: protein binding; protein-N-terminal amino-acid acetyltransferase activity. The transcript is spliced from 20 exons. Gene Ontology annotation, biological process: N-terminal peptidyl-methionine acetylation. Gene Ontology annotation, cellular component: cytoplasm; NatA complex. The coding region runs from base 222 to 2825 and encodes 867 amino acids. The record is from RefSeq and is a predicted model, not a curated record.
UCAGCGAGUUGUCCGGGAGAAAAGCCGAGGCCGCCAUGUUGGUUCCGUCACCACGUGAAGACUCCUGAUCCAAAAGCCAGUGAAGUUUCCGGGGGCGGAUCAUUAUUUUUAUUUUUAUUAGUAGAACUUAGUGCAGGAGAAGAUCGUUUCUGCUCUCUCCUCCUUCCUCUAUCCUCACAGCUCUGCUUAAUGUCGACAGGCCAGUGAGAGCAGUGACAGCGAUGCCCUCAGUAACACUGCCGCCCAAAGAGAACGCUCUCUUUAAGAGAAUAUUGAGAUGCUACGAGCACAAGCAGUACAGGAAUGGCCUGAAGUUCUGCAAGCAGAUCCUGUCUAACCCCAAGUUUGCAGAGCAUGGGGAGACACUGGCCAUGAAAGGACUGACUCUGAACUGUCUGGGAAGAAAAGACGAGGCGUACGAUCUGGUCAGAAGAGGCCUCCGUAAUGACCUGAAGAGUCAUGUCUGCUGGCACGUAUACGGUUUGCUGCAGCGCUCCGAUAAGAAAUACGACGAAGCCAUCAAGUGCUACAGAAACGCUCUGAAAUGGGACAAAGACAACCUGCAGAUCCUGCGAGACCUCUCGCUGCUGCAGAUCCAGAUGAGGGACCUCGAGGGAUACAGGGAGACCAGGUAUCACCUGCUGCAGCUGCGUCCGGCUCAGAGAGCCUCGUGGAUCGGAUACGCCAUCGCCUAUCACCUGCUGCAGGACUACGAGAUGGCGGCCAAAAUCGUGGAGGAGUUCCGCAAAACCCAGCAGACCUCUCCAGAUAAAGUGGACUACGAAUACAGCGAGCUGUUGCUGUAUCAGAAUCAAGUGCUGCGAGAGGCCGGGCUUUACAAAGAAGCUCUCGAUCACCUGAUCACCUACGAGAAACAGAUCUGUGACAAACUGGCUGUGGAGGAAACCAAAGGAGAGCUGUUGCUGGUGUUGGAUCGAGCCAGUGAAGCCACAGAGGUUUAUCGCCAUCUGCAGGAGAGAAACCCGGAGAACUGGAGCUACUACCAGGGGCUGGAGAAAGCGUUGAAACCAGGAAAUGUGAAGGAGAGGCAGCAGAUCUAUGAAGACGUCUGGGUGAAGUUCCCUAAAAGUUUAGUGCCCAGGAGGCUUCCGCUUAACUUCCUUGCAGGAGAGAAGUUCAGGGAGUGUCUGGAUCAUUACCUGAGGGUGAACUUCAGUAAAGGAUGUCCUCCUCUUUUCACUACGCUGAAAUCUCUUUAUCACGACAAGGAGAAGGUGUCAGUCAUCGAGCAGAUGGUGGUUGGGUAUGAGGCGAGUUUGAGAAGCUCCAGGAUGUUCAGCCAAAAUGAUGAUGGAAGAACUGAACCUCCAACCACCCUGCUGUGGGUUCAGUAUUUCCUCGCUCAGCAUUUCGAUUAUCUCGGACAACACGCCGUCGCCCUGGAGUACAUCAACGCGGCCAUCGAAAGCACCCCGACACUUAUAGAGCUGUUUCUCAUCAAGGCCAAGAUCUACAAGCAUGCAGGAAAUAUACAGGAAGCUGCACGAUGGAUGGACGAGGCUCAGGCACUCGACACUGCGGAUCGCUUCAUCAACUCUAAAUGCGCCAAAUACCUGCUCAGAGCUGGACUGGUCAAAGAGGCCGAGGAGAUGUGCUCCAAAUUUACCCGGGAAGGCACGUCUGCGGUGGAGAACCUGAACGAGAUGCAGUGCAUGUGGUUUCAGACCGAGUGCGCUCUGGCGUACAAAGCCAUGAACAAAUACGGAGACGCGCUCAAGAAGUGCCACGAAAUCGAGCGACACUUUGUAGAGAUAACGGACGACCAGUUCGACUUCCACACAUACUGCAUGAGGAAGAUGACCCUGCGCUCUUACGUGGCUCUGCUCAAGCUGGAGGACGGGCUGCGCAUGCACCCGUUUUACUCUAAAACCGCGCAAACGGCAAUCCAGAUCUACCUCAACCUCCAUGACAACCCGCUGAGCGACGACAGCAAGGAGUCCCAGGCAGACAGCGUGAACUUGACUGACAAGGAGAUGAAAAAACUGCGGAACAAACAGAGACGAGCGCAGAAGAAAGCCCAGCUGGAAGAGGAGAAGAAGAACGCAGAGAAAGAGAAACAACUGAAAAACCAGAAGAAGAAGAAGGAGGAGGAUGAGGAGGAGGUCGGAGGACCCAAAGAGGAGCUCGUACCCGAGAAACUGGCGAAGAUCGAGAAUCCCCUAGAAGAAGCAGUGAAGUUCCUGAUUCCUCUGAAGAACCUGGUAAAGAACAGAAUCGAGACGCACCUCCUGGCCUUCGAGAUCUACUUCCGCAAAGAAAAGUAUCUGCUGAUGCUGCAGUCAGUGAAGAGAGCGUACACUUUAGACCUUGACCACCCCUGGCUUCACCAGUGCCUCAUCCGAUUCUUCAAAGGAGUGGCUGACGGUAAGAAUCUGCCCCAGCCCGUACACACUGUUCUCAAGCAGGAGAUCACACGAUUGUUUGGAGAGAGUGACCCAAAAACCUACAACAAGAACUUCCUGAGCAAGCACUCCAGCUCCAUACCUCACAGAUUAGCAGGUGCUAAGAUGAUGGUGUAUCUGGAUCCCUCCACUGAGAGCACAGCCGCCGAGUUGGCUACGUCCCUGGACAAGUCUCUCACCGGCAGAACCAUCAAGACGUGCACCGAGGUUUUGCAGGGCUUAAAGGACGGCAGCUUGGGUUCAGAGCAGCAGAAGGUCCUGGAGUCGUACCGCUCUUUCUGCCACGGGCUCUACCCUUACUGCCUGGCCUUUAUGCCGCCCGGUUACCAGGACAACGCUGCCAUCACCACCAACGGAGACCUGCCCUCCGGCGACCACGAGGACGUGACCAACGAGAUAUGAGAUGUUUGGGGGAGGGGGGAGUUUGGAUUGUGUUUGGGUUUGUGUGGUUGGAUUUCAAUAUGCCUGAGAUGUGACUCUACUGUAGAAACCGGACCGGGACUCUGUCCUGCACGGCAGUACGCCUGUUUUUACGUUUGAUUUUGAUUCUUUUCUUUUCUUGCUUUCAUUCUUCCGUUCCUUUUCUUUCUUACUUUUAUUAUUAACAUUGCUGACGACUACUCUAAAGAAAAAGAAAAAAAAAUAACCGACACCCGAGAGAACAGAGCGUAGAUGAAGACGGCUGAUACGCGCACCUGCUUCUUAUGAUUUUAAGAGUAAUUUAUAUAAAAGAAUGUUCGAGAACAAAAAAAUAGGAGCGCUCAUCGAGUCAGGUGGCCGAGUACCAAACGUGUGAGGGGCGGAGCUUCUAACAGGGUGCAGGUAAAGGUGUGUGCAGGGGGUGGAGUUAAAGAUCCGGUGAGGACUUCCUGCACAGCUGCUACAAGAAAAGACUGUGACGUCUCUCUCUUUCUCUCUCACUCUCUUUUUUUUUUUUUUUUUUUUUUUUAAAUAUAUUUUUUUUUUACCCCCUUUAAUUUUUUUGUCUGCUUUUGUCUUUUUUUUUUGGGUUUCUUUUCAUUGUCUUCCAAAUUUGUUCGGUGUCCUGACGCUUUGAGUGUUGUCUGCUCAUAACCGUAUCCAACAACCUCUGUCCAUUUUUUUUUUUUGUUUGUUUGUUUUGGAAUCUGCUGCCAUAAUUUCAAGAACAUGAGCCUCCCUGCCCUUCAUACCACCGUCUAAACUCGGGAUCGUCCACGCGACACCUUUACAAAUAAAACUAAUUGAAUUUCAGAGGAUAUGAGGACGAAUACGCUGAAGUGCAGACGUUUGCACACCCUUUGGACAAAAAUAAAGAACACAGAUUUAUGUAA